Molecule: messenger RNA, 1478 nt
Organism: Nothobranchius furzeri (turquoise killifish)
Lineage: Eukaryota; Metazoa; Chordata; Actinopteri; Cyprinodontiformes; Nothobranchiidae
Gene: tecrb
Product: trans-2,3-enoyl-CoA reductase b
Biological process (GO): very long-chain fatty acid biosynthetic process
Molecular function (GO): oxidoreductase activity, acting on the CH-CH group of donors
Source: RefSeq, a predicted model, not a curated record
GCGUGGAUUUGGAUUGAGGGUGGAGGUGGGGAGUCACUGGAGAAGACGAAGAAUAAACAAAGAGCAGGAGGAGAACUGGGGACAUGGAUGCCUUAGCACUAGAAGCCACUGGUAGUAAAAGGGCAAGCACUGCGGGGUUGACUGCCCCACUGCCAAGUCAAGCUUCGACGAAACGUAAACCUGCCAAAAAAGCUAAAAAAGCUGUUGUCUUUUUUGAGGUGGAGAUACUGGACGCCAAGACCAAGGACAAGCUCUGCUUCCUGGACAAGGUCGAGCCAAAUGCCACCAUUGGGGAGAUCAAAUCCAUGUUCCACAAGAGUCAUCCUCAGUGGUAUCCAGCCAGACAGUCCAUCCGUCUGGACCCAAAGGGGAAGUCUCUGAAGGAUGAAGAUGUUCUGCAGCACCUUCCCGUGGGAACCACGGCAACCUUCUACUUCAGGGAUCUGGGAGCUCAGAUCAGCUGGGUCACAGUUUUUCUGACAGAAUAUACAGGCCCUCUGGUCAUCUAUCUGAUGUUCUACUUCAGGGUUCCCUUCAUCUACGCGUCUAAAUAUGACUUCACCACCAGUAAACACUGGGUUGUACAUCUUGCCUGUAUGUGUCACUCCUUCCACUACGUUAAGAGACUCUUGGAGACGCUGUUUGUCCAUCGCUUCUCUCACGGAACGAUGCCGUUGCGAAACAUCUUCAAGAACUGUACCUACUACUGGGGCUUUGCAGCAUGGAUGGCCUAUUACAUCAACCAUCCAUUAUACACACCUCCUAUUUAUGGAGAGCAACAGAUCAGACUGGCACUCAUCAUUUUCUUGUUCUGCCAGAUCGGUAACUUUUCCAUCCACAUCGCUCUGCGGAACCUCCGUCCUCCAGGCUCUAAAACCAGGAAGAUUCCCUAUCCUACCAAGAACCCCUUCACCUGGAUCUUCCUUCUGGUCUCCUGCCCCAACUACACCUAUGAGCUGGGCUCCUGGCUCGGGUUCACGCUGAUGACCCAGUGUCUGCCGGUGGCCUUCUUCACCUUGGUGGGCUUCGUCCAGAUGACCGUCUGGGCUAAAGGGAAGCACCGCAGCUACCUGAAGGAGUUCCGUGACUACCCCCCUCUCCGCUCACCCAUUCUCCCCUUCAUCCUGUAGAGGACCUGAGGGGAUGUUCCCUGCUCCAGAAUCCUCACUGGAAACUUAAGACUGAUAGAAUUGGCGCCUGUGCCCCCCCCCACUUUCCCCCCAUGCCGUUUGUGUUCAGUGAAAAUGUCAAACCCUAGAUUAGCUCGUUUUUUGUAUUGCAGACAAACAAAUGAUUCUAUUCUGACUGGUUAACUGAUUUUGUUUCAUCUUCUAAACUUAAAGUCCUGCAGUAAAUUAGAGCUUCUCUUUAUGACCCCAUUCUAAAUGUUUUAAUUUAAAUGUCCUUGAAUCUAAAAUCUGAAACUGACAGAAUGGAAUUUUGUUGUCUGAGGUAAUUUAUUAAAAAAAUAAACCAAA